AUGCCCGUUGUAUAUCGCCGUUGGAGGGCGGUGUCCUCGCGUCAUAUAAAGCAAGUACUCGGGGGGCGCGUGCGCCUUUCUCUCGUGCCGGAAGCGGGCGGGGAAAGCGUUGGAGUUGUCGGCCGCGUGCGGCCUGUCCUGGAAGGCGCAGCUCUCGCUGCAGCCGCGGCCCGGAGGCGAGGAGGACACACCUCGGUCACGGCGAUGCUCCGGGGGCGCCGGCAGGGGGACUGGGAGGGGGAUGGAGGGGAACAGCGGCCGUGGCGAGACCGGGGUGGCUGCGACGACGGGGAGGUGCCGUUCAGCAGCGAGCGGCUCAGGCGAAAGCAGCCGGAGCAGGGGACGGUGAGCAGGAUGGAGGAGGAGGAGGAAGAGCGGCUGGAGGGGGAGCAUUUCCGGAGAAUCAUCAACGCCUUCCGAUACUACGGAACUAAUAUGCAUGAGCAAGUGAACAGAACAGAGAGACAGUUUAGAUCCCUCCCAGCUAACCAACAAAACCUACUUCCUCAAUUUCUUCUUCAUCUGGACAAGAUUCGGAAAUGCAUUGAUCAUAAUCAAGAGAUCCUACAGACCAUUGUGAACGAGUGCAAACAUAUGUUUGAAAAUAAAGAAUAUGGAGAAGAUGAAAAUGGGAAGAUUGUGCCAGCCUCAACGUUUGACAUGGAUAAAUUAAAGUCCACUUUGAAACAGUUUGUAAGAGACUGGAGUGAAACGGGGAAACCUGAGAGAGAUUCCUGCUACCAGCCAAUCAUUAAUGAAAUUGUAAAGAACUUUCCAAAAGAGAGAUGGCAGAAGUGCUCUGUGAAUUGGAUUAAUCAUGUUGUGUUUGAACUGGAUCUCUCCAAAGUUAAUAUCCUGGUACCUGGUGCUGGGCUAGGUAGAUUGGCCUGGGAAAUAGCUAUGCUCGGUUAUGCUUGCCAAGGAAAUGAAUGGAGCCUCUUUAUGCUCUUUUCUUCUAAUUUUGUACUCAACAGAUGCUCUGAAAUUAACUCUCAUAAACUUUAUCCCUGGAUUCAUCAGUUUAGCAAUAACAGGAGAUCUGCUGAUCAGAUACGACCAGUUUAUUUCCCUGAUGUUGAUCCCCACAGUCUUCCUUCUGGUGCAAACUUUUCUAUGACAGCAGGGGAUUUUCAAGAAAUUUACUCAGAGUGCAAUAUGUGGGACUGCAUAGCAACCUGCUUCUUCAUAGAUACAGCGCAUAAUGUCAUUGAUUACAUUGAUACAAUAUGGAAAAUUCUCAAACCAGGAGGAAUAUGGAUAAAUUUAGGUCCUCUCCUUUACCACUUUGAAAACUUGGCAAAUGAACUUUCUAUAGAAUUGAGUUAUGAGGAUAUAAAAAAUGUUAUAUUACAGUAUGGAUUCCAUCUAGAGGUACGGAUAGAUUGUGGAGAAAGAAUCUGUAUUGUCUACAUACACUGUGAAUGAACUAUCCAUGAUGAAAUACUACUAUGAAUGUGUGUUGUUUGUGGUUAGGAAACCAGAGUUGCAGUGUUUCAAAUAGAUUCUUCAGAAAAAAUGCUGGAGAUAAUGCUAAAAUUUACAACACACAAUGGACUAGGUAAUGACUGGAUACAACCUCAAAUCAGUGGUGCCUUGUUUAUUCUUAACAGGAAUUUGAGAGUGUCUAUUUUCUUAAUACCUGUAUUGCUAUCCAGAUAUAUACUGUGCCAUGCAUAUUUGUACUGUACUAGUGAAAAUGGAAGAAAAUGUACACAUACACAGCCCUCAUUCAUCAGAAUGCAUACAAACAUCCCAUUUUCACAAGUAUAAAACUCCUGUUUUAAUGUCUGCCAUGAGGUUGUCCUGAUAAGACUGGUUUAAUAAUUAUUCAAUAGUACUGAAAUCCAAAAUAAUUUCCCUUUUAUCUGCAGCUGUCUGUAACAUGCACAAGCUACAGCUCUCAGGAUCUGUUGGAAAGGAUGUACAAUUCUAUGUUUGAUAUCAGAACUGGGAAUGUUAUUUCCACUUUUGAUCUGAGGCUUAAAACAAAAAAUGUUUGUGUAUUCUCCCUCAGUUUUUAAACAAAAUUCUAAUUGUUUUCAUUUUUCCUUGUGACCUUAUGAAUGUUUAGAGGUAUAAUACAAGCUCAGCCACGGUUUAGAGAAGGAUUUCUUAACAUCAAUUUAAAAAUAGAAUAUUUACAAAAUCUGAAAUUAUUGAACAGUGCUAAGAAGUUUCUUGAAAGCUGCAUUUAUUGUGACUUAACGCUCCCAGGACCAUUUUCUAUAGGACUGAAAAUAGAAACAAAAGAUAAAAUAUUUUAGAAACUAUAAAUUAUAAUUUUCUGGCCAUGCUAAGCUUAGCAAUCUAUUCUAAUAGUUUGUUGGCUUUGGUAAUUUGAAUAUUGAUAUAUGAAAUCAUAGUACGGAGUGAAGCAAAGCAUCAUGUCACAAAGGAAUGGGAGUAAAUUAACCUUGAAACAGAAAUAAGACUUAGUCUGCUAAUGCAGGAAUUGCACUCUCACUUUGCCCAUUUGAAGUUUAUCAGUGUAACUUAUCUGUUGCUUAAAUAAAGUGUUUGAAGCAUUUA
This is a messenger RNA of Chrysemys picta bellii (western painted turtle), 2529 nucleotides long. The record is from RefSeq and is a predicted model, not a curated record. NCBI's taxonomy places the organism in Eukaryota, Metazoa, Chordata, Testudines, Emydidae.